Messenger RNA from Rattus norvegicus (Norway rat), 2119 nucleotides. It is a transcript of the gene C1h11orf24, whose product is annotated as similar to human chromosome 11 open reading frame 24. The record is from RefSeq and is marked validated. The coding region runs from base 402 to 1835 and encodes 477 amino acids. Lineage: Eukaryota; Metazoa; Chordata; Mammalia; Rodentia; Muridae. Gene Ontology annotation, cellular component: plasma membrane; Golgi apparatus. The transcript has 4 exons.
GAGAUCAGCUAACUGGGUUUCGCUGCGGUCCACGUCCCCGCGCGGGGCUGAAUCGCUGAAGUGGCUGCGCUGCGGUGAGAGGGCCACGGGCCUGCCGCGCCCGGGUGUGUCUGACACCACAGAGGAGCGUCUGCCUCUGUCCUACAUGUGCCUCGGCAAAUGCCAUGGCCUGGGAGUGCCCAACCCAGCAGCUCUCACCUGCAAAGCCAGACUUCAUAUGGCAAGUACAGGAUGCCAAGUCCACAGCUGCCCAAGGAGGACGUCAGCCUGGCCUCCUAGUCUGCACUGAGCAGCUGCCUCUGAUCCCUGGGCCAAGCAGAAGGCAAUUGCUGACAGCCUAAAGGGCUAGCUGGCCGAGACGCUCAGAGACCAGCAGCCCUGCUUCCAGCUCACCCAGCAAGAUGUGGACAGCCCUGGUGCUGGUGUGGAUUUCCUCUGUGCCCUUAUCUAGAAGCCAUACGGUGCCAGCUGUGCCACGACACUUAGUCACUAAUAAGUGGCCAAGAGCAGGAAAGCAAAACCUGUCUGGGGACGCAGUUCCGAGGGCCGAUAAUACAUCUACCUUGAGAGCAGCCACAGUGCCACCUGCUCCUGUCACACUGACAACAGGGACCUGGGCAGCCACCCUGAACUCCACCAGGGUGACAGCAGAGACGACACCACACGGGACAAACACAAGCACUCCAACAACCAGAGAGGGGACAGCAGACAGCGUGACCUCUAGAAUUCUGGCUGCACCUACAUCUUCAAGCCCCUCGUCUGUGAGGCAGACUCUGCCCACCACCAUUGCUGGGCUUCCCUCUCUCAGCACACCACGUGCAGAAGUGCCAAGAACAAAUGCCAGCGUAUCACCAAGAACAGCCAUAGCAACAACCGUGGCCCCACACACGGGGACUCCUACUACGGGCACAGUGACUGCUGUGAGCACAGUGACUCCUGCCUCGGGCACAGUGACUGCUGCUGUGGGCACAGUGACUCCUGCCGCGGGCACAGUGACUGCUGCUGUGGGCACAGUGACUCCUGCCGCGGGCACAGUGACUGCUGCUGUGGGCACUGUGACUCCUGCUGCCGUGGGCACAGUGACUGCUGCUGUGGGCACAGUGACUUCUGCCGCAGGCACCAUAAACACAAGUGAUCCUCACGCAAGGACUCUGAGUCCUGCCAAAAGCACACCCACUAACACAUCCAGCAGGAACCCCAUUCCCACCUCAGGUGCCCAAACACAAGGUACCACCAUCCAGGUGACCACAGACCAGCCAGUGCAUAGCACAGCAGGUAGACCAACACCUAGUCCCUCAAACACUACCCUGGAGCCCAACACCCCCAAGUCUGUGGCUUCCACGUCCUCUGCCGUAGUGACUACCACCCAGGUACAAACCAAGGAGCCGUCUGCCAGCACGGUGCCAGUGCUUCCUACCAGUAUGAGCCCUGAAGUAGAAGCCACAUCCCCCACCACACAGCCAAGCCCUCUAUUACCUACCCAGGGGACAGGUGGGCCAGGCAUACUCUUGACAACAGAGCAGGUGGGGACCAAAGCCACAGCUGGUACUGCAUCUGCUGGGCCAACAUCCAGGAGCUCAGGGGAUGUUAAGGUGCCAACCACAGCCUCAUGCCAGCUCAGCACCCAAGGCCAGUACCUAGUGGUCACCACUGAUCCCCUGACCCCAUCCUUGGUGAACAAAAUGUUCCUCCUGGUGGUGCUCAUUGUUGGGGUGACCCUCUUCAUCGCAGUCCUGAUGAUGUUUGCCUUGCAAGCCUAUGAGAGCUACAAGAAGAAGGACUAUACGCAGGUGGACUACCUGAUCAAUGGCAUGUACGCCGACUCAGAGAUGUGAGGACUUCUCAGGAGGCCAGCCUCCUCCUUGGCCUUCUAUUUUGCCUCAGACCAAACUAAGUGCUUCCAGAUCCUUCUGGUGCAAUCUCAGAGCUGUGCCAGAUGCUUAGACACAUUUAAUCGCUGUCAGAUCAGCUCCACGAUCAUGAGAGAGCCGCCUUUUCGUAUUUAUUUUUCUAAACGAUCACAUACGCAGGAGUGGCCAGAGUGGAGGGGGCCUGGCACACUUGGCCCUCGAUGUGUGGAAUUUUGACCAGAAUUAAAAGCAAUGACCUCUCUCCAUCC